AUGGCUCCGGCUCCGUCAACCGAGGCGGCACUGCAACGAGACCGUCCCCGAGGCCGCCCCAAGGGACCCGGCUCCGGCAAACGCGUCUCGAUCCAAACGAAACGUUGGACGAACGCGUCCGCCGCGACCCAGGCGCAACCUUCCCCCGCCGUAUUCCCUCGGAGAGAACGAAGCACGAGAAUCAGAACUGCUGUGAAUCGCGACGAACGAGAUGAUAUGCAGUACAGCUCCGCGGCAGCUGUGGCCGCGGCCGUCGUGCAGAGCGAAGGAUACAAGCCGCGCGAGGAACGCGGAUGGGAAGAGUUCCACCCCAAUCUUGACAUUGAAGCCACCUUUAUUGUUCUCCAGGCAGACGAAGUGGACGGAAUCAUAAAAUCUAUCCCACCCACCCCGGCUGCCCAGGCCUCUGCCAUGAACGGGACAGGCACUCCCACCAAGGAGGCCAACCCGGGUUUGACAAACGAGGUAAACGGAACGCCAAGCGGGAAAGACAAGCAGUCUAUCGGUUUAACGCUAGCAGAUACGCCCACCAGGCGCCGGCUUGGCAGGCCCGCGCGGGAGUCGUUCUCGUUGUAUGCCACCCGAACCCUCGACUUUGGCGCAGGCCCCAAGGUCCCCAAGGUCCUUCCCAUCUCUGGCCAGACCUCCAAGGAGCGUCUCGAUUUGAAGCAGCCCCAGUACCGCAAAACCAACCGGAUUGCCUUAUUCGAGAGCAAGACUUUCGGGCAGGCCAGAUACGUCGAUAAGUCGAUGAUGAAUGUCGGAUAUCAAGAGAGCGACAACUUCAUUCGACCGGACCGCAAUCUGAUCAAGGCGACGGACGCGAAUAUCGAAGAGGAGACAGACCAGUCCGGCGCGGCGAAGCCCGACGGCGAUGCUGUCCAGCAUUCGGCCGGCGCCGUGGGCCGGGUCGAGUAUGACAUGGACGAGCAAGACGACAUGUGGCUUGAGAAGUUGAACGGCCAGCGCAAGUCCACCGAUCUUGACCCGAUAACCCGCGAAAUAUUCGAGAUCGCGAUAACGAAAAUUGAAAAGGAGUGGCAUGCGCUCGAGAAAAGGAUACCAAAACCGAACCCCAAGCCGCCGCAGACCCACAGGCCUCGGUCGAGCUCGGCAGCCGCGGUCAACGGUGAGCCACAGGCAGGCGAGGAGCAGGAUAGUAAAUGCGCCAUUUGCGAUGAUGGCGAUUGCGAGAACACGAACGCGAUCGUGUUCUGCGACGGUUGCGACCUUGCUGUCCACCAGGAGUGCUACGGCGUUCCUUUUAUCCCCGAGGGACAGUGGUUGUGUCGCAAAUGCCAGCUUAUUGGGCGUGGCAUUCCGACCUGCAUUUUCUGUCCCAAUACCGAUGGCGCGUUCAAGCAAACGAACUCCUCAAAAUGGGCGCAUCUGUUGUGCGCCAUGUGGAUCCCCGAGGUCUCUCUCGGAAAUCACACCUUUAUGGAGCCUGUCAUGGAGGUCGAAAAAGUGCCCAAGACGCGGUGGAGGUUGACGUGCUACAUCUGUAGCCAGCGGAUGGGAGCCUGCAUCCAGUGUUCUAACAAAAGCUGUUAUCAGGCCUUCCAUGUGACCUGUGCCCGCCGGUGCCGUCUCUUCCUUAAGAUGAAGAAUAGCCAGGGGGCGCUUGCGGUGCUUGAUGGCACUCUUCCGCUGAAGGCCUUUUGCGAUAAGCACUGCCCGCCAGAUUACGCCGAGGAGAACGGCGUCGCCCAGGCGACUAAGGAAGCUAAGCGCUUCUAUAAACGCACCAUGAAGGGCCGUCUCUGGGCCGAUAGCCAGGCUUCGGCCUUACAACUGGCCGCAACGCACCGCAACGCUAUGACCGAACGACCACCUGACGAAUCCCAAAUCACUGGAGCAAAGGUCUCGGCUGUGCUCGCCGAUAAGAAGAAGGGUCAACCACCCAAAAACAUCUGGAAAUUACCGUCCGGUGCGCCUAUUAUUCCACAGGCCGUUUUCGACCUAGUUGAAAGCGCACUCGCCAGGUUUCCCAUUAGGAAACGCAAGGACUUUGUGAGCGAAGCCUGCAAAUACUGGACGCUCAAGCGCGAGGCACGCCGCGGCGCCGCCUUGCUCAAGCGACUACAGCUGCAGAUGGAGACGUUUUCAUCCAUGGAAUUGACACGCCGCAACUUCGCAGCCAUGGGGCCCUCCGGCAAGGCACGGCUUGACAGGAGAGUCGAGUUUUGUGGAAACCUUGUCGACGAGCUUGCCAAGCUCAAGGAUCUGUGCCACCUGAUCGAAGAACGCGAGAGACUAAAACUUGAGGCGGCCGAGCUCGAAAUGGAGAUGAUCAACACCUGCUAUUUUCCGAUCUACAACCAACUGCACCCAAUCCUCGAAAAGGCAUUUUGCCUGGAUAAAAACGUUUUCAAGGAAGCCUUUCAGGAGCUGCAAGAGAAGAUGGACCGGCGCUACUAUGUGACGACCUUACCGUUUACCCAAGAGCUCUGCCAGGCUAUUAGUGCCGGCAUCGAAAAAGGCCCGACCUCGUCAGCUCCAGAUUCCGAGCCUGUCGAGGCCUCGCCAUCUAAACAUCACAAUUAUGCAGAGGUUGGCGCCCGGAGGCGCUUGGGCAAGCGGAUCCUCAAAUUGCUGCAGCCGGAGCUCGAAGGUAUGCUCGAGGCGAGCAUCCAGGUGCGGCGACAGCCCAUUGCCAGCAUCACGGUGUCCAGCGACGAAGACACGGCAGCCGGCCAAAGCCAGGAUGUGGACAUGGCCGACGCCCCGGUCGAGGGCCAGAUCAUAGUCGCCGACCACAGCGAAGGCGAGGCGGACGCUGAAGGCGAGCCUGAUGACCUCUUAAAUGGCGCCGGAACCCGGAAGAAAGAUUAA
Messenger RNA from Chaetomium globosum CBS 148.51, 2835 nucleotides. RefSeq lists its product as uncharacterized. Lineage: Eukaryota; Fungi; Ascomycota; Sordariomycetes; Sordariales; Chaetomiaceae. Gene Ontology annotation, biological process: regulation of transcription by RNA polymerase II. The record is from RefSeq and is a predicted model, not a curated record. The transcript has 5 exons. The coding region runs from base 1 to 2835 and encodes 944 amino acids.